UUCAAAUUCUUGUGAAGGAGAUAACCCGAGAGGGAAAUAUCUGCUUACGUGGCAGCUGCUUAUACGUUGCAAAUCACAGUGUGGGCCCCUUCCUCUUCCAAAAUCAUACGUGGCACCAACCAAAACGUGGUAUUCGUCUCGCUCCCUCUCUCUCUCUCAAGCAACAACAAUGGCGUCCGCAGCUCCUUCUCUUGCAAUUUCCUCGUCGUUCUCCGAUUUCCGGACUCAGGUUCAUUCCUCUAACCGACCGAAUCUUCCGUUCUCGGCGUCAGUUCCGUGCAAGAACCAUUCACAGAGUCAGAGAAGAUUGAGACUCCCCGUCGUCGUCGGUUCGGUCUCGACGCCGAACGCGGAGCUCCGUACAGGUCCCGAUGAUCUCGUUUCCUCCAUACUCUCCAAGGUUGCGAACAGUGAUGGAGGUGUGACGUUGAGCAAAGAUCAACACAAGGAAGUGACACAAGUGGCUAAGGAGCUUCAGAAGUACUGCGUUGACGAGCCUGUGAAGUGCCCCCUCAUCUUCGGAGAGUGGGAUGUGGUGUACUGCUCUAGACCGACAUCUCCGGGAGGAGGAUACAGAAGCAUGUUGGGGCGUCUCGUUUUCAGGACAAAGGAGAUGAUUCAGGCUAUUGAAGCUCCCGAUAUCGUCAGGAACAAAGUGGCCUUCUCCGCAUUUGGCUCUCUCGAAGGAGAGGUCUCCUUGAAAGGGAAGCUGAAAGUGAUGGACAGCGAGUGGGUUCAGGUGAUAUUCGAGCCGCCGGAGCUAAAGGUCGGAGCUUUGGAGUUUAGAUAUGGGUUUGAAAGCGAAGUGAAGCUUCGGAUUACUUACAUUGACGACAAACUUAGGUUGGGAAUUGGUUCCAGAGGAUCUUUGUUCGUCUUUAGGAGACGUCAAUGAUUACUAACAAGCAUCUCUUCACCCAAAAAAAAAAAAAAGCAGUAUCUACAUCUUUGAGUUCCAAAAAAAUUGGUGGUGUAUUCUAAAUAAAUUGAAAAAAAAACAAACAAACAAUGUCGAUGUUGAUUCAGUGGAACUUUGUAUCUUUA
This is a messenger RNA of Tarenaya hassleriana, 1044 nucleotides long. Its product is annotated as probable plastid-lipid-associated protein 8, chloroplastic. The record is from RefSeq and is a predicted model, not a curated record. NCBI's taxonomy places the organism in Eukaryota, Viridiplantae, Streptophyta, Magnoliopsida, Brassicales, Cleomaceae. The coding region runs from base 170 to 895 and encodes 241 amino acids. The transcript has 4 exons.